Molecule: messenger RNA, 750 nt
Organism: Fraxinus pennsylvanica
Lineage: Eukaryota; Viridiplantae; Streptophyta; Magnoliopsida; Lamiales; Oleaceae
Source: the annotation of a GenBank genome assembly
AUGGCUGUAUUACCUGAAAAAUUUAAGCGUGUGUCUAUGUACGAGUUUACUAAAGAAGUUUGGGAUAUUUUACAGACUGCAGAUGAGGGAACACGGGCAGUUAAGAAUUCUAAGUUACAAAUGUUGACCACUAGAUUUGAAGAGACUAUGAUGAAUGAAGAUGAGACAUUCGAUAACUUCUAUGCGAACUUGAAUGACAUAGUUAAUUCUAGCUUGAACCUAGAUGAAAGAAUUCCUAAUCAUAAGAUUGUUAGAAAAAUCCUGAUAUCCUUACAUGAGAGAUUUAGGCCUAAAGUUACAGUUAUCAAGAAGAACAAGGAUCUAGAUCCUGUUAAGAUUGAAGAAUUGGUUGGAUAUCUCCAAACUUAUGAACUCAUCAUAUCUCAGCAUAAGAAGAACGAAUCUCUAGCAUUAAACAUAGUUAAGGAAGAACAGUAUGUUUAUUCUGAUUCAAAAUCAUUUAAUGAUGAGGAAAUAACUUACUUUGUUAAGAAUUUUUUUAAAAAAAUUAUAAAUAACAAGAAGACUAAAGAGAGACAUAGAGGUUAUUCCAGUAAGUCUAGAAAGAGAUCUCAAUCAGUGAGAUGUCAAUGUGUCAAGGGUAAAGCUAUGAAUGCAACUCUUACUGAUGACAAGUCUAGUUCAGAUAAUCAAAGUGAGAUGUCCUCUCAUGAGGAGAAUGGGAAGUUCAUGGCUUUCAUUGCUAGGAUUAAAAGUGAAUAUGAUAAUGACAAUGAAAGGUUGAGAUAG